AUGAAGCUCUAUCACCACGUUGAGAAGCACGAGGAUUUCUUCCUCCCCUAUCAAGACGGUCUCGUCCUCAAGCCCGUUGAAGCCCUCGUCAAGCACGAGAAAGACAUGAGCUUUUCUGAUGUCGAGACCGUCCUUCCUGCUACUGAGGUCCAGAAGGAUAUUCUCAAAGAGGAUGUUCAAUGGGCUGAAGCGGUGCUCUUUUCUGGAAAGACAUCUGCUUUGAGCUCUGAGAAGAUCUUUGAUGCGUGGAGAUCUUUGGCAUAUCACCAUAUAUGCCUUCGAUCUUGCAUUACCGAUGGACCAACGCCAAAGAUCGUGGUCCAGCGAUGCAUCGAGCCUGUUCAGUGGCGCCGCCCUGAAAAGGGAUUUGAAAAGCAUCACCGAGGCUCAGCAUUCCUGACUGUUGAGCCAACAACCGUUCUGACGAGCUCAAUCUCACUUGACUGUCUUCUUCAAAUCCACGGUAUUCCUGGUAUCGAAAGUACUGGAUUUACCGCAUACACACGAUACCUCGCGCAGCAGCGCAAGGACAUCGAAUCUUCCAAAGCUUUCUGGUCCAAGACUUUCUCAGACAUUGCCCCUCAGUCUAUCUUUGGGCUUGAACCUGACGCUCUUGGUGGUUUUAACCAGGAUAGACAUGGAGUCAGUGCUGUUGUUCAAGGCGCAGAGCUAGCAGCGCUGAACAGCCUUGAGAAAUCUCACGAGGACUCAAAGGCAUGGCGCCAGACGUUCCUUGAAGCGAUCUGGGCUCAUGUCCUGAGUGCACACUCCGACUCUGAAGAGGUUCUUUUCGGAACUGUUCGACGAGACUCCAACUUCGUGGGAUCGGACACUUGCGUCGGAUGCCUCGACCAAACCUAUCCCGUGCGCCUGCGCGUUCCCACUGGCGAAGACGCAACCUUCCCCGACCUUUCCACUUCACUGGACCAGUACCACACGGAAGCCGGUCGUCACGCAUUCAUCGGCUACACUGGAAUUGAAGAACAGGCCCCAGCUGACAUGCUAAUCGAAACAGCCGUCAGUUACAGCCAAACCACCAACACACCUUGCAUCGCGCCAAGUUUACGAAAAUUCCCUGUCGUGUUGUGCAUCAACGACGCCAGCGUGUUACAACUCGCUAUCAAAUGCACAACCAAGAUCCCACUGGAGAAGGUCGAACUGGUCUUCAGACACUUCGUUUCGGGUAUCUUCAGUACCGCACAGGGCUUGAGCGCAGUGGAUAACUUCCCUCUUUCAGACAUCCAGCUUGUGUCGGAGGCUGAAAAGCGUUUGAUCCUAUCUCGUUCGGUUAGUACCCGCAAGGUACAGCCUUCUACUAUUCCUGCUUUGUUUGAGAAGACUGCGGCUCGAUACCCUGAAAGAGUCGCAGUUGACUUUCAGGGAGAGACUGCACUCACCUUCGCCCAGCUCAACGCCCUCUCCAAUCAACUCGCGAGGAAGCUGAGGCUUCAGAAAGGUGCAGUCUAUCCCAUCUUGGCUGACAGAUCUCUGGAUCUGGUUGUGGCUAUCCUCGCGGUGCUGAAGGCUGGUUCAACGUAUACUGUUCUUGACCCAGAAUUCUCCGUCAGUCGCCUUGAGCAAGUCAUCAACGAUUGCAAUGCAGCAGCGGUUCUUUCUACACGCAAAUACAUGAACUUGCUUCCCAAAACUGUCGAUAUUGAACAAGAUCAUACGCGACUAAGCACUGAUGCCGCAGAAUCACUUCGUGACCCUGAUGGCAUCGGCGUAGACGUAAAGCCUCAAGACCGCUGCUACAUCAUCUACACAUCCGGUAGCACAGGAAAGCCCAAGGGUGCAGUGCUCACUCAUGAGGCUGCCACCAGCGGAAUGCAGCAUCACUCUCUGAACGGGCUGAACCGAUGGCUUCUCUUCUACAACCCGAGUUUCAGCGCCGCUCAGCGCACUAUCCUCAGCACCCUUGUCAAUGGCGGAACUCUCGUGUUGGCACCCAAGGAGGCACUCACCCGGGAUCUCGCGGGAGUCAUCAAUCGGCUUUCGGUCGAUGCCCUCGGUAUCACACCUUCUGCCCUCUCUCUCUUGUCGCCUAUGGAUGUCCCAAAUCUGAAGAGUAUCACCCUCGUGGGCGAGCAGACUCCUCAAGAGCUCGUCAACACUUGGUCUUCUGUCAAGGGACUUACACUGAGGAACACGUAUGGCCUCAGCGAAUGCACGCAGCUCAACUUUGGAAGAUCGUUAGUUACAGUUGAUGGGAUCGUUCCGAACCCUCGCAUCCUAGACCCGCCAAUCGACACAACGAGCGUCUUCAUCCUCCGUCAUGGAAGCACUGAGCUCUCGCCACUACUCGUAUUCGGCGAACUCUGUCUCACCGGUCCACAGCUCGCACAAGGCUACGUCAACGAGCCUGGACUCACCGAGAAAGCAUUCAUCGCCAACCCUUUCGGUGCUGGAAAGCUUUACAGAACUGGUGACAAGGCUCGAUGGCUUUCCAAUGGCCAGAUCGAGAUUGAGGGACGUGUCGAUAUGCAAGUCAAGAUCAAUGGGCAAAAGGUCGAACCUGCUGAAGUCGAUCGUCUUUUGGUCUCGCUUGAUGUGAUAAAGGGCGCUGUGACAUUUUCUGUCAAGAUGGAAGAUCGCGCAAUCCUGGCAACUGGCGUUGUUCUCAAUGAUGGGUCUUCUUUCAGAGACGCCGUCAACGCAGCGAGGAACCAUCUUCGCGCCAACCUGCCAGUCUUCAUGACGCCCACUCUUUGGAUCCCUAUUGAGUCGGUGCCUAGGAAUGGCAACGGAAAACUCAACUACCACUUGCUGCGAAGUAAGGCAAAAGAGCUUGGUUUUGCUGGCUUUGCCAAGCUCAUGGAAUUAGGCAACGAAAAGAAUGCGGAGGAAGUCCUCACUGAUGUCGAAGAAGAGAUUGCAUCGGUAUGGGCAAGAUCUCUCAAGAUUGACGGCUCCGUCAUCCGUCGAUCUCAUUCCUUUACCGACCUUGGCGGGACUUCCAUUGAGGCCAUCCGAGUUGUGUCAGAGCUACGUGAGCACGGUCUAGCAACUGAACUCGGUGACCUGCUGGCCUACAUCCCUCUCAGCGAUAUUGCAUCCCGAUCUCAGACUCUUGCAGUGGAGGAUCAGCAAGACCCGACGCCUUUCUCACUCCUUCAGGAUGAGAAGAUGCUUGCAGAGUUGCAGGCUAACAGCGAUACCAGCGACGCUUAUCCUGUCACACCUUUCCAAGAGUCCAUGCUGGUGUCGGUUAACUCGCCGUCAGAUCCAUACACCUAUUCCAGGACUUGGGAUGUAAGUCAGCUGGAUCUCGCACGCCUGAGAGACAGCUUCGAGCAGGUGUUCAGGUCUCGCGACAUCCUGCGCACCGUGUUUGUUCCAUACAAACAGUCAUUUGUACAGACCGUGAGGUCCAACGUAGACCUCCCCUGGUUUCAAUCUCAGCAAACACUAGAGGCCUUCCAGCAAAGUGGCAGCGCUCAUCACUGGGAUAUGGAGAAGCCUCUCUGGAAAGCAACUCUGACGUCGGAUCAAGCUCUGGUUGUGACAAUGCACCAUUCACUGUUUGACUUCUGGUCUCACGGCUUCCUGUAUGACGACGUCGCCGCUGUCUACACAGGCAAUCCGGUUCCUCACCGCCCAAACAUGAGCCGAUUUAUCCGAUAUUUGCAACAAGAGCCUGCUGCGAACAGCACCUCGUUCUGGUCUGAGUACCUCCAAGGUGCUGAGGUGCUCAAGCUGAACAGUAACCAGCUCUAUAGCACCAGUAAGCUUGAGUUCGAUCUUGGAUACAGUCUUACUUCUCGCGCCCGAAGUGUUGGAUUGACUCUCGGGGCAGUUGUAUACAGCGCCUGGGCCAUCGUUCUGUCUCGGCAGCUGGGAUCCAAUGACAUCACUUUCGCAACCACUGUUUCAGGCAGAGAAGCUCCUGUCGUCGGUAUCAAUGAUCUAGAUGGACCUACCAUGAGCACUGUUCCACAGAGGAUCAAGCUCGACAGUGAAUCUAGCCUUCGAGACGUCGCUCAGAAGACAGUUGCUUCAUUUUCUCAGCUCCUCAAGCACUCUCAGGUCGGCAUCGCUGCAGCGCUCAAAGCAGGUGGCAUUGGUACACAAGACAUUGACACACUCGUUAACAUCUUGAUUGAUGCCAACAAGACUGAGAGACCCAGAAAGUCUCACGAUAUCUUCAAGAUGCGCGGCUCGCGGCCUCAAUGGGAGUCUGGACACGGCAUGACUGUUCUGGAGGUCCAAGAAUCACAAGGACAGAGCGACUCUACCAUUCUCCGACUUUCAAGCAACGUAGACCCUCGACGCUUGGAAUUCAUCAAGAACUCAUUGGUCGAGAUGCUUCAUCUUUUCUGCGACAAGCCCGAUUCUAUCCUCUCGUCUGCCAACAUCAUGGGCACUGCUGAACACGACCUCCUCUACAACCAGCUUUCCAAUCGGGUGACACUUCGCGUUCCAGAGCCAGAGUUUCUUUACAGCGCUUUCAAGAGAAUUGCACAGGAGACUCCCGAUGCUAUCGUGAUUGACUUCAACAAUGAGAAAACCAUCUCUUACGGAGUCCUCGAUAAGCUAGCGAAUCGGUUUGCUCACACUCUUAUCGAUGCUGGCGUACAACCGGGUGAUCUUGUUCCCAUCAUGCUUGACAAGUCAGUCGAUAUGAUGGUUGUAAUUCUUGGCACAAUGAUCGCUGGAGCAGCGUAUGUUCCUUUGAGUCCCGACAAUCCCAUGGACAGAAACUCCUACAUCGUGUCUGACACGUCAGCAAAACUCAUUGUUGUUCAUCCUACGCACAUGGAGUUUGGCGAUCAUGUCAAGAAGUCUCUUGGAGUUGAGACACUGGUGAUGAAAGGCUACCAGGACCUGAGCUCGAUAAACUCGCGUGGUGAAGAUGCAGACUAUUGCCCCGUUGUCAAUCACUCCCCAGACAACCUUGCCUAUCUGAUCUACACUUCCGGCAGCACAGGACUACCCAAGGGUGUCAAGGUCCCCCACAGAACCGCUGCUGCUGCCGUCACGAGCAUGAUACAAGUCGAAGGCCGCAACCAAGGCGAGUGGAGGACUUUGCAGUUCGCCAACUACGUAUUCGACGCAUCAGUUCAGGAUUUCUUCAACACGCUCAGCAGCGGUGGUACAUUGUGCAUGGCUCCAACAGACGUCUUGCUUUCAGACAUCGCAGGCUGUAGCAACCGAAUGGAUGUCCGUCAGGCUAUCAUCACACCAACGGUUGCCAAGUUGCUCAACCCAGCAGAUGUCCCACGAUUCGAGACACUCAUCGUUGGAGGUGAGCCGCUGACCUCCGACGUCAUCAAGACUUGGGCGCCUCAAUGCAAGAUCUUGAACGUCUACGGACCAACUGAGACGUCCAUGGUGGUAACCACCAAACAAAUUGAGUCGUUCUCAGAAAAUCAUGCCGUUGGUAAUAUUGGCGCUCCGUUUGACACCGUCAUGGCCUUCAUCCUUGAUCCAAACGGCGAGACACUACAGCAUUACGGUGCCGUCGGAGAACUGUGCAUAGCUGGUCCUCAAGUAACAGAUGGUUACAUCAAUAGACCCGACUUGACGACCGCUGCAUACGUCGACUGUCCUCAACUUGGAGUUCGACUCUACAGAACUGGCGACUUGGCUCGAUGGCUACCUGAUGGCGAGAUCGAGUGUCUUGGCCGCAAAGACAACCAGGUCAAGAUUCACGGUCAUCGCAUUGAACUUGGAGAGGUUGAAAAUGCCAUUCGGAACUCGGGUCUUGUUAAGGAUGCGAUUGCUGUUGCUGCCAAGGUACACGAUAAGGUCCACCUGGUUGCGUUCUGUACCUUCAAUGAUGCUGCUGGAAUGGAUGGCGCUGGUAUUCUCGACCCUUCCACCAUGAGAGACACAUUUACGAGCCUGCACGAAAAACUCGGAUCGUUGGCGACUUAUAUGGUCCCCAAGUUUGUCAUCCCAAUGGCUGAUUUCCCGAAGCUGCCUUCGCGAAAGGUUGACCGCAAGGCAUUGAAGAAGAUGCUGGACGACCUCGAUCGGGAUUUCUUAGCGCAAUGCGUCCUGGAUUCUCCCAGCCAGGGCCACACAAUCGUGCCUGUAGAGACCCCCUCCGAGAUUGCUUUGGAGUCGGUCUGGGCGGAUAUCUUUGGCCUACCGACCGCUCAGAUUGGACGCGAGGCAAACUUCUUAGCAUUGGGAGGUGAUUCGAUCUCUGCAAUCAGUCUUACUGGCCUUCUUCGCAAACUGGGCUAUCAUCUGACGGUACUCGAUAUCCUCCAGUCUCCAAAACUUAGAGACAUGGCUUCUGCCAUGCGAAAGAUGGAGACCGAGUCACUGAGCAAGAGGACGGUCUUUAACGUUCCAGAGAAUGUCAAGCAGGCUAUUGGAAACACUGGGCUUACAUGGGAUGAUCACGUUGAGUACGCAUACCCUUGUCCCCCCGGCCAAGCAGAGUUCUUGAAACAAGGCGCUCGAGACUCUCAGAUGUGGGUGCUUCAGACGGUGCGUCGCAUGGCUGGUGUCAUCGAGCCUGAUGCCUGGAUCAAAGCCACCAGGCAGCUCACUGAAGUCAAUGACAUCUUACGCACGACUUGGCUAGAGGCAUCUCCUGGGAACUGGGUUGGAGUUGUCCUUCGCGAUGCACAGCCAAACAUCGCAACUGUCGCCCUGGACUCAGACGAGCAGAUGUCCGACUUCCUCGAAGACUUCUGGCGAACACGCUUUGAGUUCGGUCGUCCCUUCAUUAAAUACGCCAUCAUCACUCACGGAGACUCAUCCUGGGACUUGAUCAUCAAGAUGGACCAUGCCGUAUACGACGGAACUCUUCUACGCGUCUUUGAUCAGCACUUCGAGAACAUUCUACAAGGCAAGCCUUUGCCUCCUCGCGCCGAGUUCCGUGAUUUCGCUCAGCAUGUCUUUGAGCAAGAUAAGUCCAAGGCGCUUACAUACUGGAAGGAAAAAUUCACACAUGCUGAGCAAUCAUCCCUGAUUCUCAAGGGCCACGAUCUCAGUACAGUUAGUGAACCUCGCGUGACCGCUAGUUUCAAGAUGAAGAUGGAUACGCGCGGCAUCGAUCAAGUGGCAAGGAACUAUGGCGUCACUCCGAGCAUCAUCUUCCAGGCGGCGUUCACAGUUUGGCUAGCUAGGGCUACACAGAGUGAUCAUGUGCGCUAUGAUUAUCUCCUCAGCGGAAGAAAUGUGGCACUUCCUGAUCCUCAGUCCAUCAACGGUACUCUAGCCAACUUCUUGCCGAUCUGGACAAGUACGAGCGCCACUGAGAAGGUCUCAGAUCUUCUUGCGAGGUUACAAGAGGACUUUUGGGCAGUCACAGAGAAUGGCUUAGUUGGACUUGACGAUAUUUACGAGGCACUGGAUGUUUCUCGCGCGGCUCAUGGUAACAAGGUCUUGUUUCUGUCACAGCCAUUCGACCCUGUUCCAUUGGAUGAUGCAACGACCCGCAAUCGAUGGCUUGUCAUGGCCAAGUCAAAGGUGCGGAUGUAUCAGCCGUAUGCGCUUGUAGUUGAGGUAUCGAAGUCCUUUGGUGAUAGUUCGAUAUUGAAGGUCAUGUAUGAUGAGAAUGUGUUUGAUCAUGGGAUGGCUGAAGCUUUUGCUUCUGAGAUCACUGGGUUGGUAUCGGCUAUGAUGCAGGAUGAAAAGAAGAUUACGACUGUUGAGGAAGUUUAG
Molecule: messenger RNA, 7623 nt
Organism: Fusarium tjaetaba
Lineage: Eukaryota; Fungi; Ascomycota; Sordariomycetes; Hypocreales; Nectriaceae
Product: non-ribosomal peptide synthetase
Exons: 4
Coding region: 1-7623 (2540 amino acids)
Biological process (GO): secondary metabolite biosynthetic process; amino acid activation for nonribosomal peptide biosynthetic process
Cellular component (GO): cytoplasm
Molecular function (GO): phosphopantetheine binding; catalytic activity
Source: RefSeq, a predicted model, not a curated record